Messenger RNA from Trypanosoma conorhini, 861 nucleotides. Its product is annotated as serine/threonine protein kinase. Gene Ontology annotation, molecular function: protein kinase activity; ATP binding. The record is from RefSeq and is a predicted model, not a curated record. The coding region runs from base 1 to 861 and encodes 286 amino acids. NCBI's taxonomy places the organism in Eukaryota, Euglenozoa, Kinetoplastea, Trypanosomatida, Trypanosomatidae. The transcript has a single exon. Gene Ontology annotation, biological process: protein phosphorylation.
AUGGCUGGGUCAAAACGCAUCGGGAGGUAUGAGCUUGGCAAGACGCUGGGCUCGGGCAACUUCUCCAAGGUGAAGCUCGCUCGCGACGUGGAGACGGGGAAGGAGUGGGCCAUUAAAAUUAUAGACAAGGAGCAGCUUGUGCGCGAGCGGAUGGAGGAGCAGCUGAAGCGCGAGAUCGCCGUCAUGAAGAUGCUGCAUCAGCCAAACAUCAUUGAGCUCCGUGAGGUGAUGCAGACGACAAAUCACAUCUACCUCGUCCUAGAGCUCGUCACGGGCGGGGAGCUCUUCGACAGGAUUGCCGCGGCAAAGCGCUUCGACGAGCCGACGGCGCGUCGCUACUUUCACCAACUCAUUUCCGGGAUCCACUACUGCCACGCCCAGGGCAUCGCCCACAGGGACCUGAAACCGGAGAAUCUACUGCUUGACGCGAACGACACGCUUAAGAUUUCUGACUUUGGCCUCAGUAACCUCAACCGCGGGAACGCGUCGGGCAGGGGCACAAUGCUGCAAACCGUCUGCGGAACACCCAACUACGUCGCCCCGGAGGUGCUCAAGGAGCGGGGCUACGACGGGGUCAAGGCGGAUGUAUGGAGCUGCGGUGUGGUGCUCUUUGUCAUGCUGGCCGGAUACCUACCGUUUGACGACGAGAACGUUAAUGCGCUCUUCACAAAGAUUGAGCGUGGGGAGUACCGCAUGGCCCGCCACUUCUCGCCAGACGCGCGGGACCUCAUCUCCAAGAUGCUGGCCGUAGACCCCAACAAGCGGGUGACCGUGGAGGAGAUCAUGCAGCACCCGUGGUUUACUGUUGGCUGGGACCCCAGUGAAUUGCAUACGGGAAGAGAAGCUUCGAAUGCCUGUUGA